UUAACUUCAAUCGAACAUAUUUGGCAAUCGACGUGGAUAGUUGGACAUUCACUUCUUCUGCUUUCAAAUCUCUACCAAUAAAUAUUUGAACAACGAAAAGGAAUAAAAAAAAAUGAAUGAGCAAAAUAUUCCAAUUGACAUUCAUAUCGGGAAAUUGCUGGAAUGGUUGGUGAGUCGUCAUAUUGUUGCCAAGAAUUGGCAUACACGAAUUCCCGAAAUUCGAAAUAAAAUUGGCCAUGCCAUCAAUGAUAUGCCAAGUCAUGAGCAGCUAGUUAAACUAUUGUCAGGAACUCAUAUCCAUUACUUUCACUGUUUACAAAUUAUUGAAAUUUUAAAAACCACCGAAGCCGACACAAAAAGUGUUUUCGGCCGCUAUGGCAGCCAGCGUAUGAAGGAUUGGUUGGAAAUUGCUCGGCUCUAUGAACGUGAUAGCAUUUAUUUGGGUGAAGCGGCACAAAUUUUAGUACGUAAUGUAAACUUUGAAUUGCCUAGUGUAAAAAAGCAAAUUACGAAAUUCGAUCAAUUGAUUGAUGAAGCGUUGAAGAAAAUCCAAGAUCAAACUGCAACUGAAACCGUGCUGAAUGCACAACGAGCGGCUUUAUGCCAAAAAUUGGGCAUCAAAGGUGAAAAUUUGCGCGACGAAUUCGUCGAGAAAUUGAAAGAUCUGCCGAAAUUUUAUGAAGAAAUUGCGGUACUAGCGAGAGAAUUGAGCCAAGCCACCCAAAUAUAUGGGAAAGGAUCGAAGAAUGAGGAAUGUUUACCAGUUUUACGUCACAUCAUCGAGAAGGGUAACACAACCGCAUAUGAGUACAUACAUCACGAGGCACCAUUAUCAAUCGAAGAACCACCGGUUGAAAUCAAAUUGACCAUUGAUGUUAGCGGUGGUGCUGGCAACACGGCCAAUGAAAUUGAUUUCGGCGAGGGCGACGGUGGUGAGAUUGAUUUUGUAAAUGACAUCGAUUUUGGUGGAAUUGAAAGUGGCAGCGAGGUGACGCUGCAAACGGGUGAUAUCGAUUGGGGACUCGAUGAACCAAAUGCCGAAGAGAUUGAUUUUGACAUCUCGUUAAAGGACAGUGGCAUCACAAUCGAAAGCAGCGGCAUGGCAGGCGGAGUUGCUAGGAACAAUGAAGCACUCACCGUUCUCGAUAGCCCAAUUUACCGUGAACAAUUUCUAGACGAAUUAUUUGAGUUGGAGGCAUUCUUGAAGAUGCGACAAUUUGAAUUGAGCUCAUUAGAAAAUUCGAAUACGGCAACGUUUUUGUUUUUGGAAGGUAUGGAUGACCAUACGGUAAAGAGCAUUUCACCGAUAAUCCUCGAUGUACAGGCGGUUUUGGAAAGGGCAACCGAUGAACUACUUCAACAUUUGUAUCAGCUGAAACAUUCCGAAAAAUAUGCUGACGUGUUAGCGGAAAAAUUGCAGCAAAAAGUAACAGCGGUGAAAAAAAUCGAAGCUACGCGCAAUAUUUUAAAGGAGAAAAUCGAGCAAUUCAAAAACGAGAAGACUAGCAUACAACCGCUCGUUGGCAAACUGACAGAGCAAACAAAAAUACUUCAAAAUAAGAUUGCCGAAGAUAUAUCAAAACGAUACAAAAACCGUCCGGUUAAUUUAAUGGGUGGCCUGAAUUUCUUCUAACUUUUUUUUUCCAUUUUAAAUUCGGAUUUCAAAGAAAAUAUAGAAUAAAUGAGAUGGUGCGAUGAAAUAAAAAAGCGACUUUUUUACUCAAUGUUAAAUGCAUUCAUUAUGUUUAUCUUAUGUUUAUUUACAAUAUUGUUUUCUGUUAAUGUAAUGUAAUCAAAAAAAAAAAAUAAAAGAGAAACCAUUUGUUAUUCAGCUAAGGUA
Sitodiplosis mosellana (orange wheat blossom midge) is the source of this 1840-nucleotide messenger RNA. RefSeq names its product CDK5RAP3-like protein. Lineage: Eukaryota; Metazoa; Arthropoda; Insecta; Diptera; Cecidomyiidae. Gene Ontology annotation, cellular component: endomembrane system. Bases 113 to 1633 code for a protein of 506 amino acids. Gene Ontology annotation, biological process: regulation of cyclin-dependent protein serine/threonine kinase activity; regulation of mitotic cell cycle. The record is from RefSeq and is a predicted model, not a curated record. The transcript is spliced from 6 exons.